Messenger RNA from Microstroma glucosiphilum, 2702 nucleotides. RefSeq names its product cryptochrome. The transcript has 2 exons. NCBI's taxonomy places the organism in Eukaryota, Fungi, Basidiomycota, Exobasidiomycetes, Microstromatales, Microstromataceae. The coding region runs from base 489 to 2342 and encodes 617 amino acids. Gene Ontology annotation, molecular function: FAD binding; deoxyribodipyrimidine photo-lyase activity; damaged DNA binding. Gene Ontology annotation, biological process: photoreactive repair. The record is from RefSeq and is a predicted model, not a curated record.
CUUGGAGUGGAAUGCACGGCCUGGUGCCUCACGUGUCUUGUACCCGAGACAAGAUCAUGCAGAUCUUGAGCCACGUGAAGUGGGGAUACCAACGGGAGAAGAGACGCGUUUGCAGUUUAGCCUGUACAUCGUCCUCUCACCCUGCCAUGCAGAUGCAUUAAAGUUUUUAGACCUUCUUGACAUCAUGACAGACACCCUGACAGCUGUCUUGGCCCCGAUGCGAUGACUGUACCGAUCUUAGGGCGGUCUGCGAUGACCUAGGUGCUUGCGUAAUUUUCCUACUCCACCUGCACUUCCGUGUCCUGUCCCGCAUCAUUACUUGUACCCCGAGAAGAUCUGUCACGGCUCCCCGAUCGAUCUUGGAGCGCACAUUACGGCCGCUUGUCAAUCCCUGGCCUCUUUACAUCCUUCUACUUCUGCGUCAGUAAGUGCGACUGUCGGUCACAACACUCUCGAUCUAAAGCAUCACCGCGUAGCGUCCAUCGAAGAUGCCUCGCAACAUCCUCCUCACCGUGCUCCGCUCGGACCUUCGCCUCUCCGACAACCUCCUCUUCCACCUCGCCCAGGAGCAGACACCGCCUCCCUCUGCCUUUCCCAAGAAGAGCAAUCAAUUCCGCAAAGAGAUCACCCACCUUCUGCCAAUCUAUAUCUAUGAUCAGCGGCAGAUCGAAGUAGGUGGACUGCCCGGGCUGGAGAAGGGUGGGAAGAAGGAGGAGGCGAGGACUAGGACUGCGGGAUUCUGGAGAUGCGGUGAACAUCGCACAAGCUUCGUGACAAAUUCAGUCUUCGACCUGCGUUCGCGCCUACGAGCCCGCAACUCUGAUCUGAGCAUCUGGGCUGGUCUGCCAGAGAAGAUCAUCCCCGCCAUCAUCGAGAGUCUGCGCAAGGGCGGAGAUGAGGUAGAAGCGGUAUGGAUGACAAAGGAGGUCAUGACUGAAGAGGUCAACGAGGAGGAGCGUAUACGCAAGGCACUCGAGCCGAUGCAGGUGCCCUACCAACUCCUCCACCAGCGCUCCCUCGUUCACCCCGAGGACUUGGGAAUGUCUGUACAACAGCUUCCGGACGUAUACACACAAUUCAGGAAGCAAGUCGAGGGCCAUGGAUUCAGACCCUCGCUACCGACGCCCGAGAAGCUCAAGCCAUUCCCAGAGAUGCCUCAAAUGGCGGAUGGUCCGAGCGUCUACGCCUUCCAGGGCAAGGAUGAGCUCAAGGAGGCCUCUUCUACGAUUGAAGCUCUGCUGAAGCCUCUGAAGGCCAAUCCGUCGCCAAUGAAUCACACGCAACUCAAGUCUAAAGAUGUUGAGGGCGUGAAGAGUGCCAUUCCCUUCAAAGGUGGAGAGACAGAGGCUCUACAGCGUCUGGAGCACUACUUCUCUGGCGGAUCCAAUUCGCCAGCUGCAACGUACAAGGAGACCCGCAACGGCAUGCUAGGCACCGACUACUCUACCAAGUUCUCCAUCUUCCUCGCGCACGGACUUCUCUCCCCUCGGGUAGUUGCAGAGUAUGCCGAGCGGCUGGACAAGAAGAAUGGCAAGAGCGGGCGAGACGGUGGAGGCUACUGGGUCCUCUUUGAGCUACUCUGGGCAGACUACUUCUUCUACGUCUCGUGGAAGUACGGCUCUGCCAUGUUCACCCUCAGAGGUAUCGAAGAGACCCUAAACCCCAAGUCGGCAGAGACUCGGGCAUACGACUGGCUCUCCCCGGACUCUCUAGAGAAUGACAAGGAUGCUUACGUACGGUGGUGCAAGGGCACCACAGGGGUGCCCCUCGUCGACGCCUCCCAGAGGGAGCUCAUCGAGACAGGCUUCAUGUCGAACCGCUCACGGCAGAAUGUGGCCUCUUUCCUCACAAAGGACCUCGGCUACGACUGGCGUCUCGGCGCAGAAUACUUUGAGUCGUUCCUAAUCGACUCGCAGUCCACCUGGUCCAAUUGGGGAAAUUGGCAAUAUCAGGCCGGUGUGGGCAACGACCCUCGCUCUUCGCGCCAAUUCAACGUGGUGAAGCAGGCAAAGGAUUAUGAUCCCAAGGGAGACUAUAUCACUACUUGGCUACCGGCCCUCAAGUCCCUCAAGGGGCAAAAUGAGGUUUCGCACCCUUGGACUAGCCAAAAGGGAGUGCCGGAGGGGUACCCGAAGGAGCCUGUGGUGGAGACGGGCAUGUGGAAAUCGCAUUACCAGCCUAGGCGAGGUGGAGGUGGUGGAGGUGGAAGGGGAGGAGGAGGAGGCGGGAGAGGCAAUGGACGUGGACGUGGUCGCGGUCUUGGUCCUGGUGGCGGAAGGGGCAAGGGUCGUGGUGGCGGAGGUGGCGGACAAGGUGGUCAGGGCGGUCAGGGCGGUCAAUAGAGGUUGACUGUUUGUGUUGACACAGGCAAUGCAACACGUUACAUGCAAACAAUUCCUAUUAUGAUUGAGGUAGUACGAAGCUGAUAUGCCUCAGCGUAGUAUAGUCGUUGUUGCCGCCCUCCCUCUCCUUCUGCCUGUUUGCGGACCAUGUCCUGCGUCGUUAUGAACUAUGCAUCUGCCCUUUCUUGCUCUUGCUGAGGUCAGGAACCUGUAGAGCAGCAAAAAGAUUGCUCAGGAUGAGUCGCAGAUCUGACAACGCCAAUCGCCCUUUGACUCACCCUCUCGCUCAACUCGUCAAUCUUCUUGAACUGCCAAGGAAAUCUCGACGGGUAGAGGAAAGGUCUGAGAUCAAAUCGAUUG